Molecule: messenger RNA, 1963 nt
Organism: Pomacea canaliculata
Lineage: Eukaryota; Metazoa; Mollusca; Gastropoda; Architaenioglossa; Ampullariidae
Product: galactoside 3(4)-L-fucosyltransferase-like
Exons: 6
Coding region: 225-1709 (494 amino acids)
Cellular component (GO): membrane
Molecular function (GO): alpha-(1->3)-fucosyltransferase activity
Source: RefSeq, a predicted model, not a curated record
UUGAUUGGUCCAUCGAGCACAGGUCCACCCGACGUGUUUGCACUGGCUGAACGACUUUUCUUGCUCUUCGCGUUGCACAAGGUGGUGUUUAGCCAGGAAACAGUGUAGGACAAGCCCACCCUGUCAUAAAGACUACGUUUUAAAGGAUUGGUUAAUGCCACUUGUCGCUAACACCUCUUUAAAAAUCUAAGAAUCAUCUACCGAUUGGUAAAAGCUAAAAAAAUAUGGUGAAACAUCUGCGUGCAUUGACAUUUUGCCUCAUUGCUGUCACCUGUGUGAGUCUCAUCUGGAUAUCAAGAAAUAUUAAUCGGGGUCGGAGCUCUUUACACCUUGAGCAGCCCGAACCGAUUUCAAUAUUUAGAAAAUUUGUAAAUUAUCCCUGUGUCAGCAACAGUGCUCAAGGUAACAUCAGCAUGACUUAUUUUGUGCCGCAGUCCGUUGUUUUGAAUCCAGAUGUUCCACUCUGGCAAAGACACCAGACAAGUCAGGGUAUCCUGGGGUACCCAGUCCCCCUCAAUACAUCACAACAUGGAGACAAUAACAAGACAUAUGAGGAAGUGCAAACACCCGACCACUGGCCAAAGUUCUCCAAGAAUUACUACAAGAACAAGAUUCCAGAGAGCCCCUUUCAUCCCAAUCACAGCAUCCGGUGGCCGUUUGAUUCCAGUCAACUACUCAAACGACCUGAUGUUAUGAGUCAGCCUCCAAAAAUCAUCACAUGGGUCAAGAAGCCCCGCCAUAUUCCAGAUCUUCCGGAACCUGUGCGCCUGCGCGUGUGUCCGGAAAUGCCCUGUCGUGUGACCUCUAACACGCUAUUUCAGGAACAAAGCUCGGCCCUCUUGUGGUCUGUGGAACACAUGUCGGAAAAAGAGCCACCACCGAGAUCGUUUCCCGAUCAGGUGUUUGUGUUUCACAAUCUCGAGCCCCCAAGGAACAGCUGGGUAUGUUCCUCCACGUAUCGUCUGGACUCCUGGAAGUCAGCCUUUAACUGGACCAUGAACUACAGGUUUGACGCCGACAUUCUCAGUCUCCAUGGCCUGGUGGUCAAGCGAAGACGUCCAGUCAAGCGGAACUACACGGACAUCCUGGCCAGGAAGACCAAAUUCGCUGCCUGGGCUGUCAGCAGUGUUAUAGAUCAAAGCAGACGGAAAGAGUUCGCCGCCAUGCUGCAGAAGUACAUCCCCAUCGACAUCUUCGGGGAAAGCUCUGCUCACAGAUGUCCUCGAAACCAAGACGACGCCUGUUUUCAGACAUUCAGCAGGGACUACAAGUUCUACCUGGCUUUUGAAAACUCCUUGUGUAAGGACUACAUAUCCGAGAAAUUCUUCCGCUAUCUGAACUUAGACACGGUGCUGGUUGCACGAGGUAGCAACGAAUACAAGUUCCACGCGCCGCCAGGCAUCUUCAUCAACACGGCGGACUUCGCAACAGUCAAAGACCUCGCCGACUACCUUCUGUACCUCGACAAACACCCUGAAGAGUACAUCAAGAUCCUCAAAGCCAAGGACGAGUACGAGGUUCUGUUCGAGGACUACCCGUUGCGUUAUGGUGACGGGCGAGUGUUCUUCAUGCAUUACCAGUACGAGGCCACAGCUUUCUGUGAGAUGUGUCGCCGCCUGUGGAACCUGGACUCCUACAGACAGACCAUUCCAGAUGCAGGAAAGUGGUUUGAUAAAGAGCUGUGCUACGAAGCCACAGAUUUACAAUAGUAGUGUAGUUUAGCAAACUCAAACGAAUUCUGUUACCGUUAUUCCUGUGAUCUCUUUCCUUUAAGGCCAAAUACAACCAUUAUUUGUCAACAAAACCUUUUACACAGCAAUAAGAAUCGUGAGAACUACGACUAGUGACAUAAGACUUUUAGCAUUUUUGUUUGUAUUUAUCCUUGUACACUAACCUUUUGUGAACAAUAAAUAUUUUUAUUACUGUAGAACAUUUUUUCAUUUCCAUUAUAUUCAGGCCCAAC